GUGUGUGGAGUCACACCCAGUUCACACACACAUGCUUGUGUCUCCAGAGGCGAGAGAGAGAGAGAGAGAGACGCGCUGCUGCGGCUCGGAACAUCUUCACCCGGCGUGAUUCAUGAUCAAGUGUUCAGGAGGAGCGGCGUCAUCAUGGCCUCGAUCUCGCAGUGGUACGCGGGGAAGAACGUGCUGAUCACCGGAGCCACGGGCUUCAUGGGGAAGGUGCUGGUGGAGAAACUGCUGCGCUCCUGUCCCGACGUCAAAGCCCUCUACAUCCUCGUCCGGCCCAAGGCGGGUCAGUCCAUGUCCGAGCGCGUCCAGGACAUGAUGAAGUGUAAGCUGUUCGACCGCGUGCGUGAGGUUAAUCCUGACUUUCAUCAAAAGAUCAUCCCCAUCAGCAGCGAGCUCACGCAGCCCGGCCUGGCCAUCAGUCCAGAGGAUGUACAAACACUCACUUCCUGUAUCAACAUCGUCUUCCACUGCGCCGCCACCAUCCGCUUCGAUGAGCCCCUGAAGCAUGCGCUGCAGCUGAACGUCAUCGCCACGCAGCAGCUCCUCUCUCUGGCGCAGCAGAUGCAGCACCUGCAGGCCUUCAUCCACAUCUCCACCGCCUACGCCAACUGCAACCGCAGACACAUCGACGAGGUCAUCUACCCUCCUCCGGUCGAGCCCAAGAAACUCAUCGACUCUCUGGAGGGGAUGGAUGACAGUAUCGUCUGUGACAUCACACCCCGUCUGCUCGCUGACCGGCCCAACACUUACACCUACACCAAAGCACUGGCCGAGUGUGUGGUGCAGCAGCAGAGCGGCAAACUCAACAUCGCCAUCAUACGACCGUCUAUCGUGGGAGCCAGCUGGCAGGAGCCGUUCCCCGGCUGGAUAGACAACUUUAAUGGACCAAGUGGUGUUUUCAUUGCUGCUGGGAAGGGCAUCCUGCGCACCAUGAGAGCCAGUAAUGACGCGGUGGCCGAUCUGAUUCCUGUAGACGUGGUUAUAAACCUGACGCUGGCCGCCGGCUGGUACACCGCGGUGCACAGACCGAAAACUGCACUCGUGUACAACUGCACAACCGGAGGCAUUAACCCUUUCCACUGGGGCGAGAUCGAGCAUCACGUGAUGUCCACGUUCAAGAGGAAUCCUCUGGAACAGGCUUUCCGUCGGCCAAACGCCAACAUCACCUCCAAUUACCUGAUCUACCAGUACUGGAUCCUCGUCAGUCACAAGUUCCCCGCGCUCAUCUAUGACCUGUUCCUCCGACUGUCCGGACAGAAACCACAAAUGAUGCGCAUUUUCAACCGUCUGCACAAAGCCAUCGGUCUGCUGGAGUACUUCAGCAGUCAGGACUGGACUGACUGACAGUCUGUGUGGCCAAACUCUGCUGAACUCUUCCUCGUGAUCUUUCAGACCUUCAACUUUGACGUCCGUCAGCUGAACUGGCCCGAGUACAUCGAGAAUUACUGUAUCGGCACCAAGAAGUACGUUCUGAACGAGGACAUGUCAGACAUUCCCGCAGCCAGACAGCACCUGAGGAAGCUGAGAAACAUCCGAUACACGUUCAACACGGUGCUGCUGGUCUUCAUCUGGCGCGUCUUCAUCGCUCGCUCUCAGAUGGCCAGGAACAUCUGGUACUUCGUCGUGAGCUUGUGCUUCAAGUUCCUGUCCUACUUCAGGGCUUCCAGCACUCUGACCCAAUGACCGGAGCAACAGGAAGUGUGUGUCCUCAUCCUCCGAGCACUUCCUCUUCCAGAGGUGUCUUCAGCCAUCCACACACACACACACACACACACACACACACAGGUGUUUCUUUAGCUUUCCUCACCGGCCGCUCGCUCCACCUGACUCCUCCAUGUGCUGUUUUUAAAGGUGUCUUCUUUUAUAACGACUGUCCUUAAUACCGAUUAUAUAUGCAACAGUUUCUCCUUUACAUUCUCGUCGCCAUCCAAAAUCCAGAGACGCUGCCUUUGUGUCUUCUGAUGAAACACUGUCUUCUCGACUACAGACAGUGUUUCGGACCACUGGAUCUUCGAGGUGUCCAUGACUUACCGCUCAAAGCUUUGCUGUUUUCAGCCAUUUCUCUCUCUUUGUGAGUGUGUGUUUGUCUUUUAACGGUUCGUUUGUGUCCUGUCUGUUCUAAUACCAUGUAAUCAAGCCGGAAAACUCUUUCGGUUGGUGUUUUGUGUUUUUUUUUCUUGUUUAGUUUGCUGCGUUCGGAGGGAAAGGCCUGUGAACGCCAACAGAUCUGA
Molecule: messenger RNA, 2237 nt
Organism: Sinocyclocheilus rhinocerous
Lineage: Eukaryota; Metazoa; Chordata; Actinopteri; Cypriniformes; Cyprinidae
Product: fatty acyl-CoA reductase 1-like
Biological process (GO): long-chain fatty-acyl-CoA metabolic process
Cellular component (GO): peroxisome
Molecular function (GO): alcohol-forming very long-chain fatty acyl-CoA reductase (NADP+) activity
Source: RefSeq, a predicted model, not a curated record